Messenger RNA from Laccaria bicolor S238N-H82, 1655 nucleotides. RefSeq lists its product as uncharacterized. The coding region runs from base 1 to 1503 and encodes 500 amino acids. The transcript has a single exon. Lineage: Eukaryota; Fungi; Basidiomycota; Agaricomycetes; Agaricales; Hydnangiaceae. The record is from RefSeq and is a predicted model, not a curated record.
AUGCUGGCUUCUAUUCUUGACCUUCCAACGGAACUGAUCGUGGAGAUCAUCCAUUCAGACAAUUCCACAGAUGCUACUACUCUCGCCUGCUUGGGAAUGACCUGUCGCCGUCUCCAUGACAUAUGUCAGGUUUUUGUCUUGGAGCGCCGACUUCCCUUACUGCGCGCGUUGGCGGGCACAGGUUGCCUUCGCAUCUACAAGGACUCUGGUUCAGUCGCAAUGAAAAGGGAAGAAUUAGACGACGUCAAGGAGAUAUUUCAAGCUUCAUUUCACAAAAUUGAAUACGCCCCUGUAACCAAGUUGGCCAGUGAGGAAAUUGCAAGCAUCCACGGGCUUAUUUUUCACGCCAACGCUGUCGGUCAUAUUGCCCUCCAUUUCGACUUCCUGCCAAUCAUACAGUCCAGCCACUGGCACUUGAAAGAUUGGUACAAACCGCUGGCUUCGUUGGUCGGGACUUCCUCGGAAAAGAUGGCACUGGCAAGCUUGACUAUCACGGGUUCACCACAACCCCCACCACAACCCCCAUUCAAGCCUUUCACCCCCAUUCCCGAGACGCAAAAAAGUGAAAUUUCCAUUUUUGGCAGACUCAAGAACCACUUUUUUGGUGGUACUGGUAUUCAGCCCAAUCGCCAGACUGGCGCACCGGAAAUGGAGAACCCCAACACAGGCAUAUAUUUCGGUGCACUCCGAGAACUCAAAAGUUUUGAGAUAGACUCUCCCCUCCCUUUCCAUGAUACAUGCUUUCCACAUACCUUACGAGUUCUAAAUGGCGGAUACCUUACCAAAUUAUCUUUAGGGCACUCAAGCCUCCGUAUCUCAGAUUGGUCCAACAUAUUGCCCCUACUUUCCAUGUCUCUCCUAUCCGAAUUUAAGCUUCGGAAUUCCAAGAUCGAUUUCCGCGACCUUUCAGCAUUCUUGCUGCGUCAUUCAAGCAUAAUCCACCUCGACUUAUCCGACAAUAUUCCAACUUCAGAACCAAUCAUGCCCCCGAAGGGCUUUCUUCCUCGCCUUGAAGUGAUCAGCGGAGACCCCGAUUACCUUUCAGGAUUCCUUUCCCGCCAAGGAGACUUAUUCCCACAUCUACGCUCCGUCGCAUUGAUGCCGUAUCUGGGGCUCAGAACCAUCCAGUACGGAGCUCUGAAAAAUAUCUUUCGAAACUUGGCAGAUCGUAAGAGAGGGACAAUCCACCUCUCCAUCGAAUUUUCGGCACAGAUUGGUCUUACCCAAUGGUUUUACAUGGCCAGAUCAAAACCAUGUUCUUUGGAUUGCGUGAAAACAUUGGAGAUUAUCAGGUUUGGAAUACCCAUUUCCUCAGAGGUGUGCGACAGCUUUUUUUAUUGGGUAUCGGACAUGUUUCCGUGCGUUCAAAAGCUGGAUUUGAGGCGGAUUGUUCUCCCAGACCCGAACAUAUGGACCUGGAGAGUGGAUGCAUUGUGGGACUCGUGUCCGGAGUUGCAGUCGAUCAUUGUAGGGGUGGAAACCUACCAGCGGCCUGUGAAGUAAUAUUUCUGUUCCUCUUCUGCUCCGAAUCAUGGACGUUAACACUUCUGUCUUUUUUUCUUGCUACCUGGGUGUUGACGCUAUCUUCACCUCUAAUAAAAUCAAGAACCAGUACUGCACAACUGUACUCUGGUAGUUAAAUAUGUAGUACUAGC